Molecule: messenger RNA, 1710 nt
Organism: Bolinopsis microptera
Lineage: Eukaryota; Metazoa; Ctenophora; Tentaculata; Lobata; Bolinopsidae
Exons: 1
Coding region: 154-1518 (454 amino acids)
Source: RefSeq, a predicted model, not a curated record
UAAUAUGGGGAUCGGAAUUUCAAGUCCAGAGCCCGAAGCAUCAGAGGCAUAUGUAAUGUUGUUAGCACAUUUAAAAAAACCCCUCCAGAUGUGGCCACAAUUCCUGAUUCCUAUAUUGCAAUCUCAAUAUGUUUGCAAUCCAAGAUAAGGGUCAUGAAUGUGACACCAGACGUGAAAGAAAUGCUUACAAGACUUGACCAAGAAAUAACUGCCAAAUGUGGAUCCACUCGAGGUCCUCUUAUUGAAUACUACGGUACUUUAAAGAUGUAUGUUGGAGAUCGUCGCACUUUUACAGCUGGGGCAGGAAAAGAUAGAGCUACUCUUGGAAAGUUCUUUGCUCUACGUCUGUUAGAAGAAAUGUAUAAUUUAGGCUACAACAUGCACAUAAGUAGUGAUUUAGCAAGAGAACAUGACCAGGCUACUUGGUUCUUUUCAAAGAGUGCGAUACCGAACGAAAAUAGAGGUCGAUAUAGAGUUUGCUGUAUUGCUCCUGGGGGAUUAAGAAGCAACAAACUUGUCCUUCUACAUCAUGAUGAGUAUAUAAAACAAGCAGUUAUGCUAGCUCUUGGAGAUGCUUGGCCCAAGGGUGUAUCUAAAACUGAGGACAUUAUGUCCUACGGUGAGUUGCUGCAUGAGAUUUCUUUAAAUGGAUACUGGGGUCAGACUAAAGAAGAUGGAAUCAACACUCGAAAAGCAAUAUGCAAUUUGGUUGGAAGGAUGGGUGGGCUGAACUGGAAGCUUCUUGCUUCAAGUAAUUUAAAAGGAACUGCUGACUCCUUCUUUUUUGUAUACGAUCCAACUUUUUCUGCUCAACCGAAUGAUUUCUGUAUGCUGUCCCUGUCUAAAAAUGACAGGUUUAGGUUGAUUAACUGCAACCACCUCAUUGAACCCUUGAAGACGGCUAUUACUGCUGCUGGUCUUUCUAUUCAAGAACAGCUGAUUUAUUACGGUAGCCAAGAGAUCAAGGUACGUGGCAAUCCUUGGCGUUCGGGCUCGAAUCGUGAAGCCAUUGCUGCACGAAGAAGUAUUUCACGAAUUAUGGAAGUUUUUGGUAAACAUGGAUACACUCCACUCUACGCGAUCGACGUAAGCCGUAGUUUGACUGACAAAGCCUCUAUUCUCUUCUGGAAAAAUCCAUCACCUAUGAACUGCAAAUAUGCUUGCUUGUCAUUGACCAGCACGAAAAGGCUUCGGCUACUUGAUUUUCCCAUUGAUGUUGGUGCCGCAAUGAGGGAUUGUAUCCACCAGUUCUAUCCGUUUGGUGUUCAAAACGAGGUCAAAUUACCAGACUCCAACCUAGAAAUAAAUAUCAAGGGGUGGCCGUGGAUUGUUCAUGCACUGUCCAAGGGUGCUGCUUUCUAUCACAUGAGAGCUGUUUUGGGCAAAAUGAUGGCUAUUGCGGCCCAGCACGGAUGGUAUGUUUCUAUUUCAGCAGAUGUUUCGUCUAAAGUAGGUGGAGAUGACAACAAUCAAUAUCCUUUAGAUGUUCAUAGCAUAUAUUUUGUGAAGAUGCAAUGAUAAUUUUUCUCAGAUUUUUAAACAAAUAAGGACUUUAAUACCAAACUCAAAAAGAGAAGAUUAUUCAAUUCUGAUAUUUUCUGCUAUUGUUUAUUCUUUCAAGAAAAUUUCUGAUUUUUUCUGAAUAGACUCAGUGAUGUGCUUAUUAUGAAGGUAAAUACUAAAUAGAUACUAAUAUAGUUGCUCAAUAAA